Molecule: messenger RNA, 1758 nt
Organism: Ceratina calcarata
Lineage: Eukaryota; Metazoa; Arthropoda; Insecta; Hymenoptera; Apidae
Product: leukocyte elastase inhibitor
Exons: 8
Coding region: 369-1607 (412 amino acids)
Molecular function (GO): serine-type endopeptidase inhibitor activity
Source: RefSeq, a predicted model, not a curated record
AAGAAUCGUAGCGAUCAGCGAUCGGCAUGCAUUGUACAGUAUAUAACAGUCUCGAAGAUAUUGAAUCAAUUUUUUCAAGUUACCUAUCAGUUCUUUCCCUAAUGAGACAAUAUAUUUAAUUUCAAAAUUAAAUAAAAUCGCGCGGUUUAUUCCUGUAGCUAGACAGCUGAUUUAGUUCCACAGGUAGUUGCACCUUUUUUUAGCCUUUGACAGAUGUAUGAGCUAACCUUUCGUAUUCUCAUACGGAUGACAUUUAUUUGAUUUUAUUCAUUAUAAAUUAAGCACAAAACGAACUCCUUGCAUUUAACAUUCAAGCGUAAAAGAUAUACGAAUUACUUUGACAUUUAACAUGAAAUUUGUAACAUUCUAUGAAAAGAAUGGCAUUUCUAAUAUGUUCAGUAUUAACUGCAUUAACGAUCAUGUCGAGGCCUACACCUGCAAGUACGAGUACAGGUAAAACCGAGGACAUGUACAAAAAUUUAUCUAUUGCGUGUAAUGAAUUUACAAGAAACAUAUACAAACAAUUCACUGCUGCCUCCGCCAAUGAAAAUAUUGUUAGUUCACCAUUAAGCAUUCAUAUGAUAUUGUCCUAUCUUUCGCAUGGCGCAGAUUCUACCACUUUAGAGGAGUUCACUAAGUCUCUUUACCUUUUUGACAAAGAGUCUAUAAAAGAAGGAUAUAGAUCCUUAAUAACACAAUUCAAUGAACUGGGCAACAUUAAAUUAUACCUCGCGAACGCGAUGUAUGUUAGACACGACUUUGAUCUAUUCACAGAAUUCUUGACGAUAGGCAAAGAGGUUUAUCAAUCUGAAAUCGUGAAGAUCGAUUUCAGACGUAAUACGGACGCGGCAGCGAAGAUCAACGGUUGGAUUAAGAAAAAGACAAAUAAUAAGAUACCUGCUCUCGUAUCUCCUAACGAUUUCGAUGAGAAUACAUGCAUGGUGUUAGUGAAUGCAAUUUAUUUUAAUGGCAAUUGGUUACAAGCGUUCGAUAAAAAGAAUACGAAAGACAGAGCGUUUCAUGUAACGGCGAGCCAGCAGAAACUUGUACCAACGAUGUAUAGAAAGUCUUCGUACGCUCACGGUAACAUACCAACGCUGAAAGCAAAAUUUAUACAAAUUCCUUACAUGAAUACAGACGUCACCAUGACCAUAAUCUUACCGGAUGACAUCAACGGCCUUAUGAAUGUGGAGAAUAAGUAUACACGGGAAGCACUAGAAAAUGUAACCGUUUCCAACAGCGAAGUUGAACUGUAUCUUCCUAAAUUCAAAGUUGAAUUCCGAAUAGACUUGAGAAAUAUUUUACGUAAUCUGGAUCUGAGCUUGAUGUUCGAGCAUAACGCAAACUUCAGAAGGAUUUCCAAGGUGCCGUUGCUAGUCAGUAAAGUUCUACACAAGGCAGUUAUAGAAGUCAACGAAGAGGGAACAGAAGCCGCGGCUGCAACUUAUGCGCAAGUAAGGGUGCGACGAAUGAUUGUCGAGGAACCAGAGAAGUUUGUAGUGGAUCGGCCUUUUAUGUUCAUUAUCGAAUAUAAACCCAGCAAGACGUCGCUCUUUAUUGGAAGUAUUAGGGAUAUAGGAACCUCUCCUCGCAAGGAAGAGUUAUAAGUUUCUUUACUCGAAGGCAUGCGAAAUAAAAUUAAGAUUCGUCUAUUGUUGUACGUUCAUAUUAUAGUACUUUUCUGUUAUAUUAAUAUGUUAUGCCAUUUGUAAGAUAUUAUAAGUUACGAAUAAUAUAUAAAUUUAUUUAUUAAUUUAA